AUAACCACAGAAAUUCCGUGCCGACUUUCCUUCAAUUCCCAAACGGCAAACACACGUGCAUAUACAGGGGCCCCCGCCUUGCCCUUUGCUCAUCCAAUCGCCGCCAUAGAGCCGUCGUGUCUGUUAACCCGUCCCUCCUUAAUAAUUGAACAUCGCCGGCCGUAGGACCGAGAACAGGGAAACGCCUCUGCCAAAAUGUCUUGUACUUCAUCAGCCUUUGCGAUAGGCUCUCAUGAGGAUUUGGCCGAAGCUACCAGCUCCGGGACACAACCUCAAGAAGUACGGCCGAGGCAGAGAAGACGCCAUUCCUCUUUUAUGCCGCGCAGGAAGUCGAUUGUCAAUCACAUCAUGGACGGAGAGGAGGGGCUACUUCUCAAGGUCGAUCUGUUCCUUUCCGAACUAGAAAGGCGCCUUGAGUAUCUGGAAAGCUGCGGAGAAAUUAGUCUAGACGCCAGUAUUGCAAGGGCAUAUUCUACCUUGCAGACGGUGCGGACAAGAUGUUCCCAAGUAUCAGAAGAGGUCAUCGGCGCAGGACGAAGGCGCCUACACAUUAUGGUCGAGACCCUGGACGCUCGCUAUCAUCAUGCACUCGCUGCCGCCGAAUCGAUGAACGAAAAAGCAAAAGUAGGAAUCGAAUUGAUGGACAAUAUGCUCAACGAAUAUGAAAGCAAGGCGCUCAAAUACCGAGACCAGGGUCUAGCGAACGCUGCAGGUGCUGCCGAAUCACUAAUGGGGGAAGGUCGCCGCGUUGUUGACGAGGGUUUCGAGCGUGCCCGUGGUGUAGCGAAUGAGGGCAUAGAAAGAGCCAAGAGAGCCGCUGAAACCGUUGAAGAGCAUGUCCAACGCGCCAUCAGCCGUGCGAAAGAACAUGGGCUUCUGAAGUACGAAGAACUUCCAGUUCCAUGGAGGGUCAAUCCUCAUAUUCUGAAGGGUUACCGGUUCAGCGAAACGAAGCUGGGCUGUCUCCGAUCUGUGUUUCAACCCUCUAACGAGACCGUAAACAUUUGGUCUCACGCUUUGGGACUACUGUUGGUCCUUUCCGUGGCCUUCUACUUUUAUCCAACUUCGGCCAACUUCUCAUUGAGCACCAAGACCGAUGUUUUCAUCGCCGCCAUAUUCUUUUUUGCGGCCUGCAAGUGCCUCGUGUGCAGCACUAUAUGGCACACAAUGAACUGCGUUGCUGAUCAAACGCUACUUGAGCGUUUUGCUUGCGUCGAUUAUACAGGUAUUGCCUUGUUGAUCGCUGCAUCAAUCAUGACCACUGAAUACACAGCAUUCUACUGUGAGCCAAUCAGUUGCUGGACAUAUAUGACAGCCACUGGUCUGCUUGGUAUCUUUGGAGUUGUCAUGCCUUGGCACCCGUAUUUCAAUCGCGCUGAUAAGGCUUGGCUUCGAGUCGGGUUCUUUGUCGGGUUGGGCGCUACCGGCUUCCUUCCUAUUUUCCAGAUUGUGUACACCAGAGGGCCGGCUUGGGCAUACGAUUUCUAUGCCGGAUCAAAUCUCGUGAAGUCCUUGUGUGUAUACGUUUUUGGUGCUGUUGUUUACGCAAGCAAGGUACCCGAACGAUGGCUCCCGGGCACUUUCGAUUAUUUCGGAAAUGCUCAUAACUUAUGGCACCUCGCUGUACUUGGUGGCAUCCUCUUCCACUAUGUCGCAAUGCAGGAGUUCUUCGCUGGCGCUUUCCAACGUGCACAACACGAAUGCCCUUCUUUGUAACGCUGCAUAGCCAUCAAGGAUAACGACCGAAUACUACCAGCUUAUUGAACAUCGGUUCGCGUCGCUGUCGAGUCUACACAAGUACUCUU
This is a messenger RNA of Truncatella angustata, 1805 nucleotides long. Its product is annotated as hemolysin-III family protein. The transcript has 2 exons. Bases 196 to 1716 code for a protein of 506 amino acids. Gene Ontology annotation, cellular component: membrane. Gene Ontology annotation, molecular function: signaling receptor activity. The record is from RefSeq and is a predicted model, not a curated record. Lineage: Eukaryota; Fungi; Ascomycota; Sordariomycetes; Amphisphaeriales; Sporocadaceae.